This is a messenger RNA of Serendipita indica DSM 11827, 1638 nucleotides long. NCBI's taxonomy places the organism in Eukaryota, Fungi, Basidiomycota, Agaricomycetes, Sebacinales, Serendipitaceae. The record is from the annotation of a GenBank genome assembly.
AUGGCUACAAAUCGCAAAUUCGAAAGCUACGAACUUCAAUUGUCCUUGCCCGACCGACCAUUUACCGUCGACUUUCCUCAACCACUCGACGACAGCGCGCCGUCGCCGAGAUUGCGCUCGUACAAGAAACGCGUGGCGGAUAUUGAUGGAAUGGUCGAUGGAGAAGAUGAACAGGAUGAUAUUCCGGAUCCCAAGACGCCGCUGACGGGUGUACGCGUCGUUGAAGCCAGCAGCUCGACCGCGGGUAUCAGUCGAGAGACGCUAGAUGUCGAUGAAGUCUAUACUGGCGCGUCAAAGGAUACGAUUCCCGAGGAUGUACAUGAGUAUCAGCUGUACAAACGAAGAUGGGUCGGCGUCGUCGCGCUCGUCCUCUUAAAUAUCGUAAAGGGAUGUAAUUGGGUCUGGUUUGGCUCGAUUGCGAACCUCAUGACCGCAGAGUUUGGAUUUACUCUCGGCCAAGUCAAUAUGUUUGGCAAUAUCCCACACAUUAGCUAUCUAUUAUUCAGCUGGUGUGUUCCCAUACUCGUGCGGCGAUGGGGUCUGCGUUGGUCGAGUGUAUUUGGCGCGUCUGUUCUUCUCAUCGCAUCUUGGAUCCGCUUCAGUGGGACUAUACGAUCACUCAAUACCACAGGCUCGUUCGGCCUAAUGCUCCUAGCCCAGCUACUUGUCGGUGUCACAGCACCGUGCUUCCAAGUCGUCGGACCUCGCUACGCAGAGGUCUGGUUCGACCUCAAAGGACGUGCCACCACGACCAUGAUCGUCGCCAUCUCCGAUCCACUAGGCACAGCCCUCGGCCAAAUCAUCGCACCCUUUCUCACAAACCUGCGCUUUGGACUCCUCGUCCUCGCUCUUGCCACAACCAUUGCAUUUCCACUCGCCUUUGCGGUUCUCCCACAACCACCCAAACCGCCAACCUACUCUGGCUCGCUCAUCUCUCCACCAAUCUCCCAGACUCUCCGCGCCGCGUUUGGCUUUGCUAGACCAGGCGAGCAGGUGCUCACAAAGACGGAACGAGUCGACUUUUUCAUCCUCUUUUUCGUGUUUGGCGUACUAGUGGCCGGCACGUCGAGCUUUUCAGUCUUUAUUGCGCAAAUAUUCCAGCCAUAUGGCUACUCACCUGGGGUCAGUGGAAUCAUGGGUGGUGCCUUUUUGCUCAGUGGGCUCGUCGCGGCUAUCCUCUCUGCGCCAAUAUUCGAUCGCGUCCUCGUACACCAUUUGGCGAGGACUGUACACGUUCUUCUACCGACGCUAGGUGUCGUGUGGAUUGGACUCAUAUUUGCUGUCAAACCAAACAACCUCGGUGGCAUCUAUGCCGUACUCGUCCUCAUUGCUUCCAUCUCCUUUAUCCUACUUCCCGUCGGACUGGAACUAGGCGUCGAGAUUACGCGCAAUGCCGAGACAAGUACAGCUGUUCUUUGGAGCGGUGGAAACUUUGUCAGUUUUAUUUGGGUUCUCGUAAUGGAUGCGCUGCGUGCUCCAGAGACAGCCAACCCACCACUCAAUAUGCGCAAUGCACUCAUAUUCAACGCAGCGUUUAUUGCAGCCACUGCCUGCCUCGUCGUCUUCUUUACUGGCAAGCAGACUCGGCGCGAAAAGGAUGAGGAAAUGGCAAAACGUGCUGCGGCGCGUUCUGACUGA